Knipowitschia caucasica is the source of this 1155-nucleotide messenger RNA. Lineage: Eukaryota; Metazoa; Chordata; Actinopteri; Gobiiformes; Gobiidae. The record is from the annotation of a GenBank genome assembly.
AUGUCUCUGCUCCUCACGUCUCUGCUCCUCACGUCUCUGCUCCUCACGUCUCUGCUCCUCACGUCUCUGCUCCUCACGUCUCUGCUCCUCACGUCUCUGCUACUCACGUCUCUGCUCCUCACGUCUCUGCUCCUCACGUCUCUGCUCCUCACCUCUCUGCUCCUCACCUCUCUGCUCCUCACCUCUCUGCUCCUCACGUCUCUGCUCCUCACCUCUCUGCUCCUCACGUCUCUGCUCCUCACGUCUCUGCUCCUCACGUCUCUGCUCCUCACCUCUCUGCUCCUCACGUCUCUGCUCCUCACCUCUCUGCUCCUCACCUCUCUGCUCCUCACCUCUCUGCUCCUCACCUCUCUGCUCCUCACGUCUCUGCUCCUCACGUCUCUGCUCCUCACGUCUCUGCUCCUCACGUCUCUGCUCCUCACGUCUCUGCUCCUCACGGCGUCUCCAGCGUUGACAGAACUCAUCUCCCGCUCAGAGACAGCCAGAGCAGACAGCCAGAGCAGACAGCCAGAGCAGACAGCCAGAGCAGACAGCCAGAGCAGACAGCCAGAGCAGACAGCCAGAGCAGACAGCCAGAGCAGACAGCCAGAGCAGACAGCCAGAGCAGACAGCCAGAGCAGACAGCCAGAGCAGACAGCCAGAGCAGACAGCCAGAGCAGACAGCCAGAGCAGACAGCCAGAGCAGACAGCCAGAGCAGACAGCCAGAGCAGACAGCCAGAGCAGACAGCCAGAGCAGACAGCCAGAGCAGACAGCCAGAGCAGACAGCCAGAGCAGACAGCCAGAGCAGACAGCCAGAGCAGACAGCCAGAGCAGACAGCCAGAGCAGACAGCCAGAGCAGACAGCCAGAGCAGACAGCCAGAGCAGACAGCCAGAGCAGACAGCCAGAGCAGACAGCCAGAGCAGACAGCCAGAGCAGACAGCCAGAGCAGACAGCCAGAGCAGACAGCCAGAGCAGACAGCCAGAGCAGACAGCCAGAGCAGACAGCCAGAGCAGACAGCCAGAGCAGACAGCCAGAGCAGACAGCCAGAGCAGACAGCCAGAGCAGACAGCCAGAGCAGACAGCCAGAGCAGACAGCCAGAGCAGACAGCCAGAGCAGACAGCCAGAGCAGACAGCCAGAGCAGACAGCCAGAGCAGACAGCCACACUCUAA